AUGCACACAUACGUGCACGCGUGCAUACAUGCACACACGCGCACGUGCACUUCGCAGCUGGUGAAAAUCCUGGUUUAGGGGACAUGGGUAUGACUCUGGUUCCAGAACUUCUCAUGUGUAUAUUCGUCCCCAAACUCCACUCCUCCAGCCCGGCCUUUUCCCCUCCAAAACUCCAGAGCUGUUGGUCACGCUUCCCACUAGACACCAGCUCUUGGCUCAGAAAGAUCUGAUAAGCCAAGAUGCUCGGUGACUUAUUAGUUUGUUGCACAAACACACUGGGCACUGGCUCUGUGCCAGGCACUGAGCUCAGGGAUGAUGAUGUGGACAAUAGUGUCCCAGGGAUCCUGACCCAAGAGCUCACAGCUGGAGGCUGAUGCAAGAGUUUGCUACCAUUUCAAGCACCGAUUGCAUCCCUCGUAUGUCUACUAUAACCUUUAUGUCGACCCAGAUUGAGGCAAAAGUGCCCCUACUUCAUCGAGGAAGAAAAUGAGGUUCACAGAAGUUAAGCAGCACCGCAUGGAUGAGGAACCCGAGUCUGCCUGCCCCGGAGCCUGGGGAAAGGAAGAGCACGGCCAGAAGACUCUGCCUUGUCCCCUGGCUACAGCCACCAGUGUCCUGUUCUGUCUCCCUACAGUGGUGGGGAGCUCGGUGGAUUCAUCCCCUAGAUCUGACGUAACACACGGAUGCAGAUCUCAGCUGCACAGGCUUACCACCUGUGCCCUCCUGCAAGCAGGCUACCAAGGGAGCCCCUGCAUUAAGACCCCCGCCAGGCCUCCCCAUCACAGGCCCCCUGACCUAUGGUAUUGAGGACCUAGUUUUGAAGUUGAGGGGUCCUCUGGCUCCAGAAUCCCUAGAGUUGGGGUCAGAGCUGUUGGGGCCCAGGACAGGCCAUCCCAAAAUAUCCCACAAUAGCAUGUUGAUUAUUUUGAAUUAAAGUUACUUGAGAAGCAGAAAGGGCCUCUGCCCUGCUGUCGCCGCUCCCACUGAAAGCAGGAAGAAAAUCACCCUGCGGAAGGUGCUCUCCCUGCACCUGAUCACCAGAGCUGGGAAGGCGGGUCCCAGAAGCCUUGCUCAUUUACCUCCUCCAACCUAAACUCUGCUUACAUUCCUCGCUAGUUACAUACUUCAAAUCUAAGUUUCUUUGUCCUGUCAUUCCUCACAAAUUCACUGUUUCUUUGGGUAAAAGAUCUACCUACUGCCUGCUUUGUUCACUCUCCGAGCAUCAUUUCAUGAUUCUCAUGUGCACGUGUAAUUAAAUUGGGUUUUCCUCCUGUUAAUCCGGUUUUGUGUCAAUUUUAUUAUUAGUCCAGCUGUAAGAACACGAGACAGUAGAAAGUGGAUUUUUCCCUGUCCCAACAGACCUUAAGCAGCUUCCAAAACAGAGCAGCUGCCCCUUAAACUCUGCACUUCCACCUCGCUGCAGGAGUGGGUCCCCGGGCAGGGGGCAGGCCUGAGCUGCUGUUUGUCUGGGAGGAGCCUGUUGCAACACUGUUUACCCACGUUUGUGGGGACCCACAGCCCCUGGGUGUGCAGCAGCUUCGGAGUCAGCCCUGAGCGCCGAGGUCGCUGUGCUGCCUGCUCAGGCCCCUUGGCUGCGCCUCUGCACCCUAUUACCCAGUGCUCUGUUCCCAGAGGAAGAAGGAGUCAACCAAGACCACUGACCCACCGCUGGAGCCAUGGUCCACGGGUACAAAGGUGUCAAGUUCCAAAACUGGGCCAGGACAUACGGCUGUUGCCCGGAGAUGUACUACCAGCCCACGUCCGUGGAGGAGAUCAAAGAGGUGCUGGCCCUGGCCAGGCAGCAGAACAAGCGGGUGAAGGUGGUGGGCGGCGGCCACUCGCCCUCAGACAUCGCCUGCACCGAUGGCUUCAUGAUCCACAUGGGCAAGAUGAACCGGGUCCUCCAGGUGGACACAGAGAAGAAGCAGGUGACUGUGGAGGCCGGCAUCCUCCUGGCUGACCUGCACCCACAGCUGGACAAGCAUGGCCUGGCCUUGUCCAACCUGGGAGCCGUGUCAGACGUGACUGCAGCUGGCGUCAUUGGGUCCGGAACGCACAACACGGGGAUCAAGCACGGCAUCCUGGCCACCCAGGUGGUGGCGCUGACCCUGCUGACGGCCGACGGGACCAUUCUUGAGUGCUCCGAGUCCAGCAACGCAGAGGUGUUCCAGGCCGCGUGCGUGCACCUGGGCUGCCUUGGAGUCAUCCUCACCAUCACCCUGCAGUGUGUGCCCCAGUUCCACUUGCAGGAGACCUCCUUCCCCUCAACUCUGAAAGAGGUUCUUGACAACCUAGACAGCCAUCUGAAGAAAUCCGAAUACUUCCGCUUCCUCUGGUUCCCGCACAGCGAGAACGUCAGCAUCAUCUACCAGGACCACACCAACAAGCCCCCCUCCUCUUCAGCCAACUGGUUUUGGGACUAUGCCAUUGGAUUCUAUUUACUGGAGUUCCUGCUCUGGAUCAGCACCUUUCUGCCGGGCCUCGUGGGCUGGAUCAAUCGCUUCUUCUUCUGGCUCCUGUUCACCGGGAAGAAGGAGAACAGCAACCUCAGCCACAAAAUCUUCAGCUACGAGUGCCGCUUCAAGCAGCACGUCCAGGACUGGGCCAUCCCCAGAGAGAAGACCAAGGAGGCCCUGCUGGAGCUGAAGGCCAUGCUGGAGGCCAACCCCAAGGUAGUGGCCCACUACCCCGUGGAGGUGCGCUUCACCCGGGGGGACGACAUCCUGCUGAGCCCCUGCUUCCAGAGGGACAGCUGCUACAUGAACAUCAUCAUGUACAGGCCCUAUGGAAAGGAUGUGCCACGGCUGGACUACUGGCUGGCCUAUGAGACCAUCAUGAAGAAGGUCGGGGGCAGGCCCCACUGGGCCAAGGCCCACAACUGCACCCGGAAGGACUUUGAGAAAAUGUAUCCUGCCUUUCCAAAGUUCUGUGCCAUCCGAGAAAAGCUGGACCCCACUGGGAUGUUCCUGAAUGUGUAUCUGGAGAAGGUGUUCUACUGAAGCAGUAACAGAAAAUAAGUCAAGCCCGCCCCAUCCCAUCCCGCAGGCCCACCUCUGAUGAGGUUAAAGGUUCAGUGUCCCCCUGGCCUGAUGGGAGCAGACUUCUCCCCCAGAGCCCUCUGCUACAGCACCCACAGCUGCUCCGACCCACAGUGAUGAGCCUGGAUCUGGGCAAGCCCCCACCCCUCUCCUACCUCCUUUAUCCUCACAGCAAACCAUGCAAGGGAGAGCACUCAAAUCCCCAUUUACCCCUCCACGUGGCAUCCUCUUUCCCUGAGCCUACGAUCACCACAUCCUGUUUUCCCAGGAGAUAGAGAAGCCCCAAAGUGUUAAGUUUGCCUAGGAGGUUAGAGAUUCCGUCAUUCGCAGGUUCCACCUGCCAGCUGGGCGUCUGCAGCUCCAGGGGUCCUCUCUCCAGGCCUCCUGGGAAGGGGCCCACUGACACGUGUUUGGGCACAGAAGUCAUGUGUACUGUGCUCCGCUUUCUUUCACUCUCGAGGGUCUUUCCAAUGCUCAGGUGAGCCCCCUGCCCUAGGACUGCCCUCUUCCAGAUGGGUCCAUCUGUUCAUCUGACCUCGCACAGCCUGACCUUCAGCAUGUGUAUUUCAGGGGAUGUUUAGGGAGUGGGACUCUCCUUGUCUUCUCCUCAAUAAAGGUCAAGACGUGAUUCACUUUCUGCUCCCCCUUCAUCUCCAAGGGAGUUCUUCGGGGGCAGGAGGCUCGCUGUUCCCUGGCUUCCCUCUGGAGGCAGCAGGUCGUGGAUUUCCCUGGAAAAUGCUCCUUGUUUUCCUUUUGCAAACUUCAUUUCAGUUUGUGUCUGACCUACCACACUGUGUGGCUAUUCUUUCAUGGAGCGUUCAUUGAACAUCUACUAGGUGCCAAGUGCUUUUGCAGAGUUAAAAGAACCCUAAGACAGAUUCCUGGCCUCAAGAAAUUUAUAUUCUAAUCAUAUAUCUCAUAAGAGGUUAAUAUCUACAAUAUAUAAAGAACUCCUACAACUCAACAACAAAAAAACCAAACAGCCAAUCAAAACAUGGGCAAAGGACUUGAGUAGACAUUUCUCCAAAGAAAAUACACAACGGUCAAUAAGCACAUGGAAAGAUGUUCCCCAUCACCAACCAUUAGAGAAAUGCAAAUAAAACCACAAUUAAUACCACUUCACACCCAAUAGGAUCACUAUUAUGAAAAAAAAAAAACCAGAAAAUAACAAGUGUUGUCAAGGACAUGGAGAAACUGGAAUCCUUGUGCAUUGCUGGUGGGAAGGUAAUAAAAUGUGCAGCCACUGUGGAAAAUGGUAUGGUGGUUCCUCAAAGAAAUUAAACAUAGAAUUACCACACGAUCCAGCAAUGCCACUUCUGGGUAUAUACCCAGAAGAACUGAAAGCAGGGACUCAAACAGAUAUUUGAACAUCCGUGUUCAUAGCAGCAUUAGUCACCAUAGCCAAAAGGCAGAAGCAGCACAAGUGUCCACUGAUGGGUGAACAGAUAAACAAAAUGUGGUGUACACAUACAGUGGAGUAUUAGUCAGCCUUAAAAAGGAAGGAAAUUCUGACACAUACUACAGCAUGGAGGAACCUUGAGGACAUUCUGCUAAGUAAAAUAAGCCAGUCACAAAAGGACAAAUACUUUAUGACUCCACUUAAAUGAAGUACCUAGAGUUGUCAAAUUCUUAGAGACAGAAAGUAGAAUGGUGAUUGCCAGGGGCUGGGCGAGGGGGAAAUGGGGAGUUAUUGUUUAAUGUGGAUAGAGUUUCAGUUUGGGAAGAUGAAAAAGUUCUGGAGAUGGAUAGUGGUGAUGGUUUCACACGUGUGAAUGUACUUAAUGCCACUGAACAUAGUGAAAAAUGAUUAAAAUGGUAAAGUUUUUGUUAUGUAUUUUUCAUCCCAAUAAAAAUAAGGAAAUUUAUAUUCUCGUUCAGGGAAACAAGACUAAUGUGCAUAGGAUGGUAAAUAGCCAUCCCAGGGAGAACGGGAUGAAGUGUCAGGGAAAUGGCACAACUACAAAGACCAGGCCAGCCCACCUGGACCAGACUUCCUCAGGAAGUCUGGCUCAGCAGAGGACCCAAGUCCACGGCCGUAAGAACAAGAACUAACCCUUCAGCAGGACCAGCUAUGUAAUUCUCAGGGCCCAGCGCAAAACAAUUAAGAAUUUCAAGAGGGUGACAGCAGAGCAUUAAACCAAGCACAGGGUCCUUCUGAGUACUACACAAGUCAUGCCCCCGUGAAACUAACCCUGCUCACCACUAGCAGGCAUGGCAGUUAGUGUUAUGUGUCAGCUCACUAGGCUAUAAUACUGAGUUAUUUCAUCAAACACCAAUUGAGGUGUUGCGCUGAAGGUAUUUUGUAGAUGUGGUUAACAUUUACAAUCAGUUGACUUUACACUAAGGGAAAUUACUCUCAAUGUGGGUGGGCCUCAUCCAAUCAGUUGAGAGGCCUUUAAAGCCAAAAUGGAGGUUUCUGGGAGAAGACUAAAUUCUGCCUCAAGAGCUCCUGACUGAGUUUCCAGCCUGCGGGGCUGCCCCACAGAUUUCAGGCUUGGGAAAUCACAUGAGCCAGUUCUUUGAAAUAAAUCUAAUAUAAAUAUAUCCAUUGGUUCUAUUUCUCUGGAGGACCCUGACUAAUACAUAAGGAAAGAGAUGGAUUCGUGAAGUUAAUACAAAGAAAAGCACAGCCGGCUAAACCCUGAGGCUUUGGAAAUCAUGGAGUCCAAAUCACUCCCAUGUUCUCCAGACGAGGAAACCAAGGCUCAGAGGGGAAUAAACUUGUCCAACGUCACACAGCCAGUUAGGCAAGGCAGUGCCUUCAAACUUUUCAACCAAAGUAUGUCUCGCAACUCUAUAUUUUCUAUAG
Diceros bicornis minor is the source of this 5847-nucleotide messenger RNA. RefSeq names its product L-gulonolactone oxidase. Bases 1677 to 2999 code for a protein of 440 amino acids. The transcript has 12 exons. The record is from RefSeq and is a predicted model, not a curated record. Gene Ontology annotation, cellular component: membrane. Gene Ontology annotation, molecular function: FAD binding; D-arabinono-1,4-lactone oxidase activity. NCBI's taxonomy places the organism in Eukaryota, Metazoa, Chordata, Mammalia, Perissodactyla, Rhinocerotidae.